AUGGAGGGCGAGCGCAUACACAUCGUAACAGAAGCACCAGGCAGACCAAACACGCUCCACUGGGUCCGCGAGGUUGAACCCGAAACGCAUGCUGCUGGCGUCCACUUCAAGGACAUGCUGAUUAGCAUGAAGCUCGUCGAUCAUGUUGGACGGUCCCAUGGCCUUGAAAGCGCUGGCAUUGUUCGCCGAGUUGGUGUCAAAGUCGAGGAGUUGAAGCCUGGAAAUCGUGUUGCGGCUAUACAGUGCGAUAUGAUGUUGAAGCUACUCAUUGUCCACGAGAUCAUAGGCGUCAAGAUCGCGGAUUCACUCAGCUCUAUUAUCGUCGGCAAAUACAGCAUCCCUCGACACAGGAUCUUCAACUCUUGCAACUAA
Messenger RNA from Exserohilum turcica Et28A, 372 nucleotides. RefSeq lists its product as uncharacterized. The transcript has a single exon. The coding region runs from base 1 to 372 and encodes 123 amino acids. NCBI's taxonomy places the organism in Eukaryota, Fungi, Ascomycota, Dothideomycetes, Pleosporales, Pleosporaceae. The record is from RefSeq and is a predicted model, not a curated record.